AUGACGAAUACUCGGAUGGAAACGGAUGCUCAGAAGAUGACAGAUAAUUUGAUGACGAGAUUCGAAGUGUCUAACUCGGUCGAAUUACAAAAUAAAAUGGUUCAGACUUUCAAAUGCUUUUCUGAAAUACAACAGUUCAAAGCUGUAGGCAAUGAAUUUAUGGAAAAAAAACUUAUUAUAAUUUCAGAGGAGAGAAGUAAAUUUCGAGAUUUCGCCGAACAAUCAAUAAAACACAGUCUCGUUAUGAGAAAUCAUUCUAGCGAUUUGAUUACAUUUGCUGAGUGCUGUGAAGAUGAGAGCGUUAAUGAUUUUGAACUGUUGGAAUUAUUAAGAUCAAGUUUGGAAUGUUCCAAGUUAAACAAGGAGAAAACUAUAUCAUUAAAAGAACAACUUGAGGGAAUAGGAACUCGCUUGGGACUUGUCAGUAAUGAAAUUCUUAUACAUAACGAAAAUCUUAUGGAAGAACAGGAGAAUUUAUCUAAAAAAAUUAGUGAAGCAGAUAAAGUAACAGAUAAUGCAAUGUCAGUUUCAAAAAGUAGUGCAAUGGCAGCAGGAGUUGGGAUCGUAGCUGCGGUGGCGGCAGCUCCGUUCACCGGUGGGGCAUCUUUGGCCGUUCCUGUUGCGGAAGCUAUCGUUUGGAUAGGUAUGACUACUAUUCUUGGAAGUGCAGUCGCGGCUACAGUUUCUACUACUGUUGCCGGAGUUUCUUCAAUUCGCAGCACUUUUCUAAAUUCCAAUUAUCAUUUAAAAAAUACUUUACCAGAAAUGAAAAAGAACCUUGACAAUAUAAUUGAGAUGAUAUCUCGAUAUGAAUCUUAUUGGGAGAGUCAAAUUACCGAAAUUGAUGAUAUCAUUGAAAAAAUGGAACGUUAUAAAAAUGGAAGACAAAUGGUAAAAACCAUCUCCAGGGCCAUUUCAGAUAAAGCGAAAGCGAUUCAUAAAGAUUCUAAUGAUUACAGUGUUUGUUUGCGAAAAGCAGUGAAUGCUGAUAAGACUGGUAUGAUAUUAUGA
This is a messenger RNA of Funneliformis geosporum, 1011 nucleotides long. NCBI's taxonomy places the organism in Eukaryota, Fungi, Glomeromycota, Glomeromycetes, Glomerales, Glomeraceae. The record is from the annotation of a GenBank genome assembly.